CUUGCUUUUAUACACGUGAGUUUGAGUCUACGCGGGCGUGCGUGCAAGUGUGGUGCGCACAACCGAACGAAAAAGGUGGAAAAGGGAAUGAAUGCAAACAGGAAUGGGGAGGGGCGGGGCGGGGCGGCUGGCGCACCGACAUAAUUACAGACAGACAGACAUGGACAAACGGACAGACGGCCAGCGGACAGACAGACAGACACACUGAAGAGACACGUGUAGACAGACAGCCACUACAGACACUUACGGACACCCAGCUAGUAGUUGAAGACCCAUGUCAUAACGGACCCUCUAUACACAAAUGAGCCCACCAGAAGCCAACCCAACCAAUGGUCUUCACUCACUAAAGCCGCUCUGUGCCGUGUCGGGCACGCCUGCAGCCACGAUGGCCAUCUCCCCACUCAUUCAUUCAAAACACCUUCGGCCCGCCAGCCAAGCCAAGCCAAGCCAGCCAUGGCGGCCGUCACGUACACACGCACGGAUGCAUGCAUUGACGCUAUGCCGUGCUGGCCUAUACAGGAGCUACACACAGGCACCAAGUCAUGCAUCGCGCGAGCACGUCACAGCCGCCACAAUGGAUGGCACCAACCAACCGUGUCAACGUCUCCCUCCCCCUACCCCCUGGCCUACAGUAUAAACACUCACCCGAUCAUCACUGUGGAGCCAAAACGGCCCUGCUACAUCUAUCCUCUGUUGCCGUAUGCAUGCACCCGGCUAGAGCCUGGUUGAGUAGAUGAUGGUGCCGACCAGCAGGCAGGUGAGGACGAACACCGACACCACGACCGCCACCACCACCUCGAAAGCCAUGGCGUCCGUCUCGAGCUCGUUCGUCAAAUUCAUACCAAACGCACCCUGCACCACACACAAGCCACCACAUUUCUUUCCGCUCUCUCUCUCUCUCUCUCUCUCCCUCCCCCUCUGUCUGAAUGCGUGUGUGUCUCGCUCGUUCGUUUACCGUGAUGACGGCCCCCAUGGCGAGUCCGCCCGAGAUGACUGUGGCGCUGGUGUCGACGAGCAUGAGCCUGUUGCGGACAAUGUCCAAUCGGAUGGUGAUGAGGUACUCGAUGUUGACGAGCUUCUCCUUCAUCAUCCGCGUCCGCUCUACCAACUCGUCGACCUCCUGGUCGAAAUACUCGAGCAAGAUGUCCAGGUCGCUGUUGGGAAUCAGCCCCAGGCCGCUGACGGUGUGUUGCGCCGUGGACGACACGGCGGGGGGAGCGUAGGGGGGAUACCCCGUCAUGAAGGAGGACGCUCGCGCGGCCGCCACCCGAUGCUGCUGCUGGGGCUGGCUGUCGACCGAGCCCGAUCGCCUGUGUCGCUGCCUCAGGAGUGAGCGUCCGGUGCGCAUGGGGGGCGAGGGGGUGGGCGACCUGCUGUUGGGGUCCUCCUGGGUGUCGCUGUGCACCCGCAGGUGGUUGCUGGAUGAGGCCAUCGAUGCGGGUGUGUCUUCCCUGACGUUGUUCAUGGGGUUGAGUAGAGUGAGGGAGCCCCAGUUCUGGUGGUCGAGGUGGUCGUAGUACUCGGGGUGCUCGUACAGCCGCGACAGCUCCAUCUUGAGCAGGUCAGUCGGCUCCUCCAUCAACUCGGCUAUCGAACGGUGAAAACCCUGGAUACACGCACAACACACAGCGAGGUACAUAUUGGGGUGGGGUGGGGUGACGGGCGUCUGUCUUAUGUGUCCCUGCUUGCCUGUAUCUUUGAUUCGAGUACAGCGGUGGGCGCCUUAAGCCUGUGGAGGGCUUCGAGGUCGCGUGUGGUGGGGUUCUGCCGCUCAAGCUUGAGCGACAGCGCCUCAAUGGCCUCCUCGACAGGCGUCAACUCCUCACCUGCGCACCGCACACACACAUUCAUGCACCAAUCGUCUCUCCCUGUCCUGUGUGCACGUCGCUGACGUACCCACGGCCUCGAUAGCAGUGGCGAGGACCACCUCGAGCGCCGAGAACUCGAACGGCACCCUCCUGGUCUUGCGGCCCUCGGACAGCUGUGUGAGCCGCUGGAUGAGCCCCUCGCUCUGUGUGAGUUCCUCUGCCAUGAGGAGCAGCACGGCGUCGUGCAGGAUGAUGGCGGUGACGGGGGGAAAGCAGAUGAGGAUGCAGUGCCGACGCACCUCCACGGACGGCAGCUGCUUCAGCUCAGCGAACACCUGACAUGGCACACACACACAGAGCAGGUCAGGGUUGCUGGAGGCAAUUCUUGUGCCUGUAUGUAUGUAUGUAUGUAUGUGUGUCAGUCACCUGUCUGACGUCGCGGUAUGUGAGGCAUCCGGAGAGCUCCUCGACCAGGCCGGCCUUGUUGUGUGAGAGGACGUGCCUGACCACCUCGGCGGCCUGCCACUCGCGGAUCCUGUGGCGGCCCGCUGUGAUCUCGAUGACCACGUGCUUGCGCACCUUGCGGCUCCUCUUGCCCAUCACCAUGUAGUGCGGCAGGUAGCUGCCACACAGACACACACACAGACACAUGUAGAAUGGUACGCACCUUUGUGUCCUCUGCACACUGCCGUUGGUUCACAUGCAGUGCACCUGACCUGAUGUUGUUCUGCGAAAAGGCCUUGGACGGCGAUAAGGCCUUGUCGCUUAUUUCGCUCGGCGAAGAGGCCCGGCUCCUCCCUGCUAUCCCCAUGAGGCCGUUUGUCAUCUUCCGCUCGGACCUCUUGGCCGCCGCGCCCUCCCUCUCGCCGCUGCCGCCAUUGAGCUCUGGCGGAUCUCUGUCUGCGGUGCCGGACUGCUGCUGCUGCUGGUGAGAUGUGCUGACUGUCACCUCCUCUGGAAGCAGGCCAUCUUCAGGCAGAUGGCUCUGCUUGUCGUUCUGGUGGGACAUGCUGAUACAUAUGCCGCUGCAAAAACGCUGAGCAGCGCCCUGGU
Molecule: messenger RNA, 2861 nt
Organism: Vitrella brassicaformis
Lineage: Eukaryota; Vitrellaceae
Source: the annotation of a GenBank genome assembly